AUGGCAGUCUCUGAAAUGAUCAAGUUCGUUCCAGGAAUUGCCAGAGUAUGUCUGGUUCUGGCAUGCAGCUUGUGUGUCUUCAACAACAAUCGCUUCCUGCAGUUUCUGAAUGAAUCAGACGAAUCUGUAGCCAGCAGCGACGCACAUCGAGCCGUCAACGUGAUUCGAACGAGACCUGGGGAAGACAAAACUGCUGUGGACCAACAAACACCACACGGUCGAGAGCUCCAAUCCAUGGAAACCAUUGGGAAACGCGAUUUUCCAGGUCUCGUAUCCUGUCAAAGAAUCACUACUACUACUACCGGUACGAAUACUCAAGGCAACUCCAACACAACCACCACAACCCGCCAAAAGUAUCAUGAUCCCUCCUGUCCGAGACAAUUCCUGGCGGAUGCCAAGAACAAUGGUACCAAGAUCUUACUGUACAAUCCGUUCCACCUGCCACGAACCGUGUGUGGUCAUGUCAUGGAUGCCAACAGUAUCACCUUACUGGUUAGUCAUGGUCCGGACAAUACCAUGACAAACUGUUUGUUGGAUUCGCAUCCCGUCUUUGGCCUAGUGCAGCAGACGAGAGUGUACCCUGUCAAUAACCCCUCCGGUGCCACCAGUUCCCAAUUACCCCCCACGACAAUUUUGGAAAAAUUACAAGGCGACAAAGACAGCAGCAAUAAUCCACCACAAGAAGAACCUCAGCCCGUUCCCGAUUGCAACAUUCCUUGUCAUGCCACUAGUCCCAAAGACGAUAAAGUCCUUCGGACGAAAACCAUUGCUGGAACCAAUUGGACCAUUGUAUUCUCCAUGGAAGGGCCGCAAUACUACCGGGCGUUGCGCAUCAACGAAACAGCACACCUCGAACAAAAGUUCUAUGCCACCACAUCCUUUCAAUCCGAGAUUCCCUUGCCCUAUUUUACUUUUGGAGACUAUCCACUACAAGCACUCGAACCCGUUCACUUUGACAAGGCUAUCAAGGGAGCCGUAUGGCUCGCCAGCAACUGUGCCAGUCACAACCAUCGCGAACUGUUCGUCAAAGAACUCAUGAAUCGACCGGCACAUGUGCGAUACAUUCGCGUCGACUCGAUGGGUCAAUGUGGACCCAACGCCAAAUGGCCCAAGGAUGCCAAAAACAAACAAGAGCUCUUGCGCAAAUACUUGUUUUAUCUAGCGUUUGAGAAUCAAAAUGAAAAUGAUUACAUUACCGAAAAACUCUGGGGAGCAUUGGCCGCGGGAGUGGUCCCCGUCUAUCUGGGAGGCGACAAUAUUCAAGAGCAUGUCCCGCCGCAUUCCAUUAUUAAUGUCAAAGAUUUCAAGACGCCAAAAGAACUGGGCCAGUAUCUGAAAAAGGUUUCCAAAAGCAAAGAGUUGUACGAAUCCUAUCACGCAUGGAGAAAACAACCUCUGCCACAGUCGUUCCUGGCGAAAUACAAUUUUACACGCACGCACAGUACCUGUCGCAUCUGCAAAUGGGCAUUUGCCAAAACGUACGGACUCGGAUGGGAUCCGGCGGCGCAGCAGAUUCGCAACGCGCGCAUUUCACGAUCCGCGUGCUUUCGGCCGUCCGGUCUUUUGAGUCGACCCUUUGUGGAAUCGUGGGGCCAGCACGGUGAUGUCGUCGAUGGCGACGAGGUGUGCAAUGACGAACAACAACAAAACACAAUCGUAUUAUCGGGAGGUACCGUUCGGCGCACUGUCCAGAGUCGCGAUGGUGUACUUGAUUUGUUCUUGGAGUCAAACUCGCGUCCAAACGAUGACACUCUCGUGAUGCAACUAGAUCUUCCGAGUACAAUGGCUGGGAAUACUAUGACCAACGAAGAACUGCUGCAACGACGAGAUAAUCAUCAGCAUUGGUUGCAAGAUGACAAGUCCCGAAUCACGAUUUUGUCAAGUCGAGUGGAUGUGACGCUCGAGGUCAAACGGCAAGGUCCGAAGGUUUCACUUCAAGUGGUCAUCCCCGACCCGUCGAUUCCGCUUCAUUUCAGAUUCAUAAUCGAGGACAUCAACAAUUUUUAUGGGACGGGAAAGACGGAACCGCAACAUUUUGCCAAAACCAUGAUUGAUGAGUGGAUGAAACCCAUUGAGCGCUUUCGUGUGCUGUGA
Molecule: messenger RNA, 2094 nt
Organism: Seminavis robusta
Lineage: Eukaryota; Bacillariophyta; Bacillariophyceae; Naviculales; Naviculaceae
Source: the annotation of a GenBank genome assembly